AUGGGCCAGUCCAAAUUUCUUCUUCGCAAACGCGAGACUCCCCUUGUGAACGCGAUGGAGGAAACCAGAUACAGGCCUCAGAAAAUUCCAGCAAAUAAGUUUGUGGUUCGUGACUUGGGGAAACUCUCAUACGUUUUGGGCAUUGAGGCGCAUUGGACGAGUGCUGGGUUGUAUUUGCAACAAGGGAAAUAUAUGGGUGAUCUCUUGAAAUGUGUUCAGAUGGAUUCCUGUAGCAACGUUUCCACUCCAGCUUCUCCUUCAACCAAACUUUCUUCCACUGAAGGUAGUCAAUUCAAUGAUUCCACCUUGUAUCGGAGUGUUGUAGGUGAAUUGCAAUACUUGAGCUUUACUCGGCCUGAUAUAGCAUUCGCAAUUAACAAGGUUUCUCAAUUCAUGCAUUGCCCUAUGGAUAUUCACUGGACUGUUGUCAAACGUAUUCUACGAUACAUUAAGGCAACUCCAUCUCAUGGCUUGUUUUUUGCUCAAGGCACAUCCACCUUGCUGCAUGGGUACACUGAUUCACACUGGGGAGGUGAUGUAAAUGAUCGAAAAUCUACUACUGGGUUUGCUAUCAUUUUGGGAUUUAAUCUCAUUUCAUGGGCAUUAUGUAAGCAACGAGCAAUGUCACGCUCUAGUAUUGAGGCAGAGUAUAGAGCUCUUGCGACUGCCACUUCAGAAAUUAUUUGA
Messenger RNA from Nicotiana tabacum (common tobacco), 687 nucleotides. The record is from RefSeq and is a predicted model, not a curated record. Lineage: Eukaryota; Viridiplantae; Streptophyta; Magnoliopsida; Solanales; Solanaceae.